AUGGUUCACGGAGGCAUGGACGGAUAUGAUUGGCUUCAGCAUUUUCUUCCAGCCGAUACUCAAACCGGCCACGACCCCAGUUCUGACAUUGAGGCUCAUGAAACACAUCCGGCAUUUCACGAUGCGGAGGAGGUGGCUAAAGCGGCCGUUAUGCACCAGCAGGCACAGAAGACAUAUAUGUUAAUGAGGUCAACCUAUCCUAAUCAUGCCUCGAAUCCGUCUCAGGCGUACUCCCAAGCCUCGGGUGAACAGUAUGGAGGAAAUAAACACCAACGAAAUAGCAAUAUUCAAUCCAACAAUGCUCCUUAUGGCCCCUCUGAAUACCAAACAGCUCGCUCUCGCAAUAUAACUCAACGGCCAAAUCCCUCCGCUCUGUCCCAAAAAGACUCGGAUGCUCUGGCACGUCAAGAUGCAUAUCGCCGCGCCCAAAUUCCUGUUGGGCCCCCGCAGAGAUCUCCUAACUCCAGAGCUGUGUCCACAUCACGAAGCCCGUAUCAGGGCUACUCGGCAACCCCAAAUCAGAAUUUCCAGAUCUCGAUGCAGCGGUACAUGACACAAGGAAUGGCAGCACAAGUUCAAAGAACGUCCGCAUCGCAAAGUCCUUCUUACACCCACUCUACAAUUCCACCCCACAAUACUCAGCGAUCACCUUAUUCCACUACGGACAUCCCUCCAGUUCAAAGGACACAUACACCUGUGGCACGGUCCCAAUCACAUAAAAGACCGUAUCAGAGCUACUCUACCACCCCUGCCCAGGACACGCAACAAGUAUAUAUUUCAGCUGCAGCUCAAAGGACACAUGUACCGGUAACAAGGCCCCGAGAAUCGCAGAGUCCAUAUGAAAGCCCAUAUGAAAGCCAUUCCACGAUCCCCCAGAAUGCUCAAGGAUCACCUCACCAGAAUGCGCCGCGAAGCUCCUACUCGAUGGGUGCUGAGAUUGACACCGCUUUGGACUCGCCGAAGGGAUUGAAACCCUCAGCGGCACGCAGCACAGUUGAAUCCCGCCAUUCGAUUACACCAGCCAUGAGCACUCGGGAGGGUCCGUCUACUAAUUCCGCGAGGUCAAACCCAAUUUCGCCUUUACCCUCAUUUCGCAAUCAAGAUCAUGUGCAGUCAGCCGUACCAAUAGCGCCUGAUAGGGUUCGCAGCCCCGCAACAUUCCAGCCUGUCUCAACUCGCAGUCCUUCUGUUUCUUUUGUCUCCUCUGCCCCUGCCCCUCCAGCGCCCCCUACACAGGCAUCAAACCAGACAAACCAGAAGCCUCCGAUCUCCCGACAAAACGUACAGAGCACGCCAGUGGUAUCCUCAGCCUCUGUGUCAUUCACUCCCCCCGUGGCCUCUCACACGGGGCACAACUCUUCGCAUACUUCAGGUCCUCGACGAGGUACAAUUUCUGACUCGGCCGUGGCACAGCAGCCUACUGCUGGGAAUGCGCAGUCGCGGGGUCACCCACUGCCGAUACCACCGCCCCAUCAGCAAAAACGGUGGGUUCCAUCCCAAGAUCAUUCUCAUGGUUCUAUGCCACCCGCGAAGAUGCGACGGUUGGACAAUGGCGGAAGUCAAACAAUGCCUCCCCGAAACGACCCAUCUGCAGGUAGCUCGGUACCAGGGGCCCGAGUUCCUAUGGUACAAGCUCGGCCUCGAGGCGUUGACAAGAACCGUGACUACGUAGUCCAGCCGAUAAGACAGAGCGAUUUACUGCGAAAGCAAUCCUAUAAUCCCGCCACUAUCGCGCGGGAUAUACUGAUUUCUGCAGGAAAACACCCGACGGAAAAGCCUCUAAAUCAUCAUCUUGAAGCGCUACGCCUUCAUCUUACCAAAGCCGACAUAAUCGCAGACCUGGCGACGAUUCGUUGGGAUCUGGUGGACGUCAAGCCUCAAGUCGGUCGCAUGCCUCCGGUCUCUGCACCCCAAAUGCCAUCUCUACCACCUCCUCAUUCUCGACCACUUCCCACUGAUUCUCGACCACUUCCCACUCAUUCCCGACCACUUCCCACUGAUUCUCGACCACUUCCCACUCAUUCCCGACCACUUCCUACUCAUUCCCGACCACUUCCUCAUCCUCAACCACCACAAAUGCCACCUCUUCGACCACCUCAUCCUCAAUCGCUGCAAGCAGAUCAGCAAUUACUUCCGCGUGCUACACCAAAUCAUGCGAUUGCACGUGACCACGCAUCGCUGCCGUCGCGUGACACACCGCCAAACCGUCAAGUCGCAACGCCGGAAAGUAUCGACGCGCGCGCUUCUGGAGGUUUCAACCCUUGGGGUACUUUGUCUUUCCAAGCUCCGACGAAUUAUUCUUCACAUAAAUUUUCUUCCAACUUCCCUUCUGGACUUCCGAGAAUUGACCCCGUGCCUGCGUCGCCGAAUUUCUCGUGUGGCAAAUCCGUCCCAUUCCCAACCCCCCCGUCACCGCAACCGCAACCGCAACCACCACCACAACAGCGACCACCCUCGACCACAAAGAGUGCAGCUCCACCAAAAUCCCCGCCGGCCAGAAAACAAGCGACCCCCCAAUCUAUAACGCAGCCUACACCUCAAGGGCAGACUGUCAAGAGCCAAUCAGACUCUAAUCGGACUGUCAAAUCCCCAGAGGCAAGGUGUCUUUCGCAGCCACAAGUUGUUAUCCCUCUAUCACCCAAGAUGGCACCGAAGAGAAGACCAGGACGACCUCCCAGGAGCGUGGCGAACAAUGUUGAAGUUGCCAUCCCCCGUGAACAGCCCGUGCAUUAUCAAAUAUUCCCAUGCAAGUGGGAGGGAUGCAUUGCAGAACUUCACAACCUUGACUCAGUUCGGGCUCACAUUGUGAAAGUUCACAUCCCACACUCUCUUGUGUGCAAAUGGGAAGACUGUGACAAUAAGACACCAAUGGCUGCAGCCGAUAUGUUUAGGCAUUUGUCGAGCGAGCACAUUUCCAAAAUGGCUUGGGCGCUUGGAGAUGGACCAAAAGUACCAGUAACUGCGGAAAUUCAAUCGAAUCACCCUUCAGUUAUGGGUGACCGGAGUGCCCGCAAAGGGACCAUGAUCUUGCCAGUGGAACAGAUCGCAGUCGAGGCCUUUAGCAAGGUCCAUGGGAAAUCGACGAUUAAGACCAAGGCGCAAGCCCUACUCGAAGCUGGCCGACACUGGAAACAGCAGAUUGGGCCUGAUAUGGACUGGAGUGACCGUCGUCUGUCGACACCGGCGCGGCAGAAUAAUGUACACUGUGGGGAGAUGGCAUUUGUUGCGAAUGAUUGA
Messenger RNA from Penicillium roqueforti, 3237 nucleotides. RefSeq names its product putative C2H2 finger domain protein. The transcript has 3 exons. The record is from RefSeq and is a predicted model, not a curated record. Bases 1 to 3237 code for a protein of 1078 amino acids. Lineage: Eukaryota; Fungi; Ascomycota; Eurotiomycetes; Eurotiales; Aspergillaceae.